This is a messenger RNA of Neodiprion fabricii, 1019 nucleotides long. RefSeq names its product solute carrier family 35 member E3-like. The record is from RefSeq and is a predicted model, not a curated record. The transcript has 5 exons. Lineage: Eukaryota; Metazoa; Arthropoda; Insecta; Hymenoptera; Diprionidae. Gene Ontology annotation, cellular component: Golgi apparatus. Gene Ontology annotation, molecular function: antiporter activity; nucleotide-sugar transmembrane transporter activity. The coding region runs from base 39 to 971 and encodes 310 amino acids.
UUAUCGCGGCAUAAAGAUCUCAAUAAUAGUCUGAGAAAAUGAACAAAAGAGUAUUAACAUUUCUCUGCUUAGUACUAAAUAUAUUUUUUUCAAUACUUAUUGUAUUGUUAAAUAAAAUGGUGUACGUGAGGAUUGGAUUUCCAAAUGUCACCCUGUCCAUGAUACACUUUGCAAUAACAUUUCUUGGGCUAAUCAUUUGUGAAAAAUUGGAUGUAUUUUGUAUAAAAGAUGUUGCCAUUAAAGAAAUGGUACCUAUCGCCCUAACUUUCUGUGGGUUUGUUGUCCUUACUAAUCUGAGUCUGGAACACAACACGAUCGGCACUUAUCAAGUUACUAAAAUGCUUACAACCCCCUGCGUCGUUGUUAUGCAGGCAAUAUGUUAUAAAAAGAAAUUCAGUUUGCUUGUUAAACUAACAUUAAUACCGAUCAUAGCUGGAGUUGUCAUCAACUUUUAUUACGACAUUAGGUUUAAUAUUCUUGGGACUAUUUACGCUACUCUAGGUGUUAUUGUUACAUCUCUGUAUCAAGUUUGGGUCAGCAGAAAGCAAAAGGAAUUCCAAAUGGAUCCUAUGCAGCUCCUUUAUUAUCAAGCACCGUUAUCUGCAGCAAUGCUGUUUGUGAUCGUACCAUUUCUGGAACCCAUUGGUAACACCCUCCAGCAUAGCUGGACAUUUACAGAUAUUCUGAUGGUGCUGCUAUCGAGCGUCGUAGCAUUUUUUGUGAACUUAACAUCGUACUGGAUAAUAGGAUACACAUCACCAUUAACUUAUAAUAUGGUUGGACAUUCGAAAUUUUGCCUUCUUUUACUUGGUGGCGCUAUUAUAUUCCACGAAUCACUUGCACUGAAUCAGGCUAUCGGAAUUACUCUGACGUUGAUUGGAAUUGUAUUAUAUGCUCGAGUCAAGGCAAAUGAAAGACGGCAUAUCGAAUAUUUCACGUUUGACAUUGGAAGAAGGCAAGCCACUUUAUAAGACGUAGCACUUGAACAGAAAAAUAAUAAAAAGAAAAUUGUGAUACAA